This is a messenger RNA of Apodemus sylvaticus (European woodmouse), 1649 nucleotides long. RefSeq names its product SH3 and SYLF domain containing 1 (gene Sh3yl1). The record is from RefSeq and is a predicted model, not a curated record. The coding region runs from base 468 to 1490 and encodes 340 amino acids. The transcript has 10 exons. NCBI's taxonomy places the organism in Eukaryota, Metazoa, Chordata, Mammalia, Rodentia, Muridae. Gene Ontology annotation, molecular function: protein binding; phosphatidylinositol binding. Gene Ontology annotation, cellular component: ruffle membrane.
GGGUGAACGCGGGGCGACCCACAGAGCAGGUUGGGUGGCACCGUGUUGAGCAGGGCGGAUUAGGACGUGCCAGGGCAGCCAAUGAGCUCCACAAUAGCGGCUUGCAGACCCUCCUAGGGUGGCUCCUCAGAUCGGAGCUACCCGCCCUUCCAUGCUAAGUUAUCCAGUUGGACCACCGACCCUAGGCCGCGCCACAGUACUUAGCAGUGGGUUUCCCGAUUAAGAGGAGGGCUUGAUUUACAAGGCUCCAAAGGAAUGAGGCGGGUGGACGCUGGUGAGCUAUGUUCUGAGCAAGGGUAUAGGGCCAGUGAUCGCGUUGGCAAAAACAGGGCAUACACCUAUUCCCUCACCUGGGUCAGGUGUGCGCCCGCUGGGCGGGUCCCGUCGGGGAGGCGGACCAAGGAGAGCGCCUUCCUCUUCCUGAACUGGAGUGAGGAGCUUGGGCACGGAGCGGAGCGGCCGGCACCAUGAAUAAUCCGAUACCUUCUAAUCUGAAAUCAGAAGCAAAGAAGGCUGCCAAAAUAUUAAGAGAAUUCACAGAAAUAACGUCUAGAAAUGGACCUGAUAAGAUCAUUCCUGCCCAUGUGAUUGCAAAAGCAAAGGGUCUUGCAGUUUUGUCUGUGAUUAAAGCCGGGUUUCUGGUCACAGCCAGGGGAGGCAGCGGGAUUGUCCUGGCACGUCUUCCAGAUGGAAAAUGGUCUGCACCUUCAGCCAUUGGGAUAGCUGGGCUUGGUGGAGGAUUUGAAAUAGGAAUAGAGGUAUCAGAUUUGGUGAUAAUUCUGAAUUAUGACAGAGCAGUAGAAGCCUUCGCAAAGGGUGGAAACCUGACCCUUGGAGGGAAUUUUACUGUAGCAGUUGGGCCCUUAGGCAGGAACCUGGAAGGCAACGUGUCCCUGAGGAGCUCUGCAGCCGUCUUCACAUACUGCAAAUCCAGGGGCCUCUUUGCUGGUAUUUCCCUAGAAGGAAGCUGUUUGAUUGAAAGGAAAGAAACCAAUCGGAAAUUUUACUGUCAGGACAUUCGUGCUUAUGACAUUUUAUUUGGAGAUGUUCCACAGCCCGCUCAAGCUGAAGACCUUUAUGAAAUUCUUAAUUCCUUCACUGAAAAGUAUGAAACUGAAGGGCAGCGCAUCAAUUUGAGGAAAGUCGCACGGGAGCAGAGGAAGGCCAAAGAAUUACCUCCAAAACCAUCAUCAAGGCCACAGCAAACCCGCCCACCUGUGGAGCUGAAUGCUGGCUCCCAGGGUAAUAGAAAUGAAUAUAAGCUAUAUCCUGAGCUUUCUAGCUAUCAUGAGAAAACUGGCAGUUUGAAUCAGCCAAUAGAAGUGACAGCAUUAUACUCUUUUGAAGGACAACAGCCAGGGGACUUGAAUUUUCAAGCAGGAGACAGAAUCAUAGUCAUAUCAAAGACUGACUCAAAUUUUGAUUGGUGGGAAGGAAAACUUCGAGGUCAAACUGGAAUUUUUCCAGCCAACUAUGUAACUAUGAAUUAAAGUUCAUACUAUUUUGCUAUUUGAUAAUUACACAAAAAUAUUUCUACACCGACAGGAUUCACUAUUUACUUCAAACUGUUUAAACACACCCUUGAUCUGCAAAUGUUUUUAUCCAGUUGUAAAAUAUUUUCUCUGCAUAUAAAUAAAUGGUUAAAUUAA